CUAGGAAUUGAAAACGAUGCGUUUACAGCUGCUCGGGCUGUUUUGCCUGGCAUUAGGCGCAGCCGUCGCUGCUGCCUAUAACAACAACGACAACAAUGCCAACACACAACAGCAGCCAAUCUACACUUAUCUGACCACAUCGAGCACGUCCAGCCACAGGAAUGAUGCUCCAGCCAUGCAGCCGGCCAUUGUAUACGAGGCGUCUGUGCCAAAGCAGGAGACGCGACCCGUCAGCACAGCCAGCUCAACCACAGCGGAGGUGGCUUCAAAGAAAGUCAUCGGUUCCAGCUCGGUCGCCUCGGUCGCUGUUGUGCUCGACGGCAAUGAGCCACAAUUUACGGAUGCUCUCGGCCAAAAGGUGCCCAAGCCGCAGCCGUCGCUGCAGGUGGCCAGCCCCAUUGAUCUACUCAAUCCCGAUCGCUAUGAGUUCUACACGUUCGACGAGCACGGCGAGUUGAUAAAACGUCUGAUGACCAUGCAGGAAAUUCAAAGUAUUGUGGCGAAUGGCGAUGGCGAAGGUCCCUCGAUAAUACAUACAGCACCGCAGCAGGCAGGUGAGCCCGAGAAGAAGGUGCAGGCCAUUGUGGAUAGUGUGCAGCAUGUGCUCAACAAGGAGGUGGCCAGCAGCUCGUCGAAGAACAACUCUGCGGAGGUGUUGCCCGUGUUGGAUACGCCUGACGUUUCGUCCUCCUGGUCGCUCAUAUUGCCUGCUAUAUUUGGCAAUACGGGUGGUGACAUCUUCCCACAGCAGAAGCCACAGCAAAUUGUGAUGACACCCGAAUCGGAGCUCGUGGAAACCUCGACGCGCGCUGCAUCCACCACCACAAAGCGUGUGACCAAGAAGCCAAAGCCAGCCAAGCGCAAGCCAGGCACUAGACGCAAGCCCAGCACCACCACAGAGAUGACGCCACAGGUGGUGCAAGAGGAUUUGGAUCCACUCGAAUCAGUGUACACGGGCAUUCAGCAGUACCAACAGGCGGCGGCCAAUAUGCACGACUUUGAUGUCGCUCACAUGCAGCCGAUUUAUCAGAAGUUGCCCAGCACCACACGCAAGCCGGAGGCAACCACACGGCGGGUAUUCUACAACAAUCAGGAAAUUGUACACACGCCCACCUCGUCCGGCAGUCCGACCAGCACCACUGAGAAGACCCAACACCUGGCCAAGAAACCAGGCAAUGUGCAUCGCAAACCCACCCAACCACAUCGUGUAAAGAAACCCAAUGGUGGUCAUGCCAGCAACAGCAGCACCACUCACUCCACUAGUAGCAAGCAAAAGUUAAAGAAGAAGACAACCACGCCAGCACCCACCACCACCCAAGCGCCCACAACCACACCAGCACCCACAACCUCAACCACAACCACUCCAGAUCCUGUAACAACAGCAGCAACAACUACAACCACUCAACCACCAGUUUCCACCACGCAAAAGAAGAAGAAGCGCAAGCCUACACGCACACCUGGCCAUACGGGCACCACUGCCGGCGGCAACAAGCCGAAUAAACCCAAACGUAAGCCAACCACCAAGCCUAAGCCGCAUCAUCCAGCCGCUGAACCAGCCACCGCAGCAUCGGCACCACAGCAACAAGAGGUCAGCACACAGAAGCCAGCGCGCCCACAUCGUCCACACAAGAAACCCAAGCCCAGCAGCACCACCACAACAACCACAACAACAGAAGCUGCUCCUGCACCACAUCAUGGGUCGUCCGUGAACAUAGUUCAUCAUGACUCCAUGCAUCACGAGCCAGCUGCAACAACAACCACAACUACAGAAGCACCCACAACCACAACCACAGCAGCUACAACCACCACGACAGCAGCACCCACAAGCACCACCAGACGUCCCACGCUACAUCAUCAAAAGAUACAUGGCAAGCCAGUGCAUGUGAGCAGCAGCACCACUACCACCACCACAACCUCCACCACGAAACGACCCACUACGCAUCAACACCAUAAAAUCCAUGCCAAGCCUGUACAUAAUGCGGUAACCACCGAGCCCCACAAGCCACAUGGACAACAUUUCGAAAGCUAUGGCCAUGUAAAUGCUGUGCCUAGUAAAGCAACCACAACAACAACCACCAGCACCACCCAUGCGCCCUUCUACCCCGUGCCCAGCUACGAUGCCGAAGCCACCGAAAAUUUGCCCACAAUAGUUGCCCAGGAAGAGGAUAAGACGCAGCUAAAGAAAACGCCGUUGCCAUUGCCCUCGCUUGCUCUAUUGCAACAACAAUUGCAGAGUGGUGCCACACCAUCGCCUGCACCACAAUUGACGGCGGAUCAAAUAUUGUCCAUGGAUCAAAUCGUGCAGAGUUUGACGCAAGAUCUUCUAGCAGCCGAUAAAAAGGACGGCAAUGCACCACCGAUCAAAUAUGACAGCGCGGAUAGCAAAGAGCAAAUGGAAAAUUUGGCUAAUAAAAAGAAAAUACCCAUUAGCAGCACCACAACCACAACUACCACCAGGUUGCCAACAACUACAACCACAUUACCAACAACAACCACGACCACGACGACGCCGACAACCACCACAACCACAACCACACCUAAGCCAAUAAUACCAUCAAUUAUUGCAAAUACACCACAACCACUGGCAGCCAACUAUGGCGGCAGCACCUUAGCCACCAUGCUGGAUGAGGAGGACAGCAGCACCACUGAAGACCUGAACGACUCCACCGAAACCACUGACAAUAAGCAAACCACAUUGAACAGCAUGGAAGGUGAACAAACGCCCGUUGUGCUAAUAACGGCCAGACCGCAGUACUUUACCACCAAUCAGGCAGCACCACAACUGCAACCACUGACCCCAGUGAAGACGGAGCCAACUCAAGUGGAGCCAGAGACCACAGAGUUGCCCAGCUAUACACAAUUCCUGCAAACCACGCCCAUGGUAAUGGAUGACGAGCUUGAAGCAGAUGCAACCACAAUUCGACCCACAGCUGAAGUCAAUCAUGUGGUUAAAUUCGAGCCACUCUAUGCCGAUGUGCCAGAAGCUGUGCCCGAAGCCGAGCUAACCACCGAAGUGGCAGCUCGCUUACCUGUUACUGAGCGCGUCACCAGCACCACCAAUCCGGAUGAUGAAGACAGCACUGAGGUAACACCGAUGAUAGCAAACCUGGUGGAGCAAUUGAAUUUGGAGGUGCUUAAGCCUACCGAUCAAAUUCUGAUGUCCAAUUUCCAAACUCAAGCGGCAACAGUAGCCUCCACCUUGGUGGAUGGCAGCAAUACGCUCGUCUCCGACAUCUACAUGAAUUCAAAUGAGACAAAGGAUGAGCUGCAGUUCCUCAUGUCCGAUGUUAUACAACAGAUCACACAGCAUGAGAGCUACAAGCCAGCUGCGAAUGAUGAUGAUGCUGAUGCUGAUGCUGAUGCUGCUGAUAACUCAAAUCGUCUGACCAACUUUGCACAGCUGAAUACGUCUUUUCUGCUACCGCCAAAGCUGGAGACGAGGCCAAAGCCGAAGCCGAAUCCAGCGCUAGAGCAAAAGAUAACAAGCACAACGGAAGAACAGACGCAGGAAAUCACAACCAUAAUGCCAAGCAGAAACGAAGAGGAACAGGAGGAGCUCGUCAAACAGGAAGCUGAUUACAUCAAUACGCCCGCACCUGAAACUGAGCAGUUGGAGAGCAGCACAUACAGGGUGCCCGUGUUGUCCUUGUCGCAAAUUUAUGCACAACAGCAGCAGGACGAAGAUGAUGAGCAGCAAAUAUUUGAACUGGAGCGACUAGAGCAGUUAAAGCCGAGCCAAGCUGCCGACAAGCAGGAAGUCAUUGAGCAGCAGGCGCUUUACCAGCUACAACAGCAGCUGGCAACAACAGCACCAACAGCUGAUGGCUACGAAACGACAACCAUCGAGCAGCUCCAAUCGGAGGAGAGCAAGGAGACCAACUCAGCUGAAGAGACGACAACAGCUACCAGCGUGGAGCAGUAUCUGCACGACGAAAAGCCAGAUGCGCCGGAACGCGAGAGCGAGGAAGAGCAGAUGCCCGAAAUGUUGACAAAUGGUUACAACGAGCAAAUCCAAACGGAAGCCAACACAGAGCAAAUGGCGGCAACCACAAUGCAGGUGCCAGCAGCUGAGCUGGAGGAGGUCCACAAGCUGGCAGCAACAACAGUGGCUGGGUCAACAAAUGUUUACCAGGACGCACAAGAACAAACAUCAACCGAAAAGGAAGCUGAAAAAAGCGAAGAGGAUGCCAAAACAGAAGAGGAGCAAGAUGAGCAGCAAGAGGACGAAGAGCAGCUGAAGCAAAGUGUUGAGGAUAGCGUCACAAAUGCGGCACAGCUGCAGCCACAGUAUACGGCCCAGCCAGCUGAACAGGAGCCUCAUCAAGAUAAGGAGCAAGAGCAGACAACGGCUAGCGUUGAGCUGGUCACGGAAAUACCGGGUGAUAUGUCCGUCGUCUCAUCUGAAUCGGAUAUGUCGCUCAGCUCUGAGCAGGUCACCGAAAAACUAGAGCUAAGCACUGUGCGUACCAUGGAACUGAACGAGGAGGCACUGGAGGAUAUAUCCGAUGAGCUGACAGCCACUCUAACCGAAGAGGAUACAAGUGCAGAGAAAUAUCAGCUGGAUGAUGAGGAUCCCUAUGUAAAGUUGGGCGAGACGACGGCCAGUGUGGUAAGGCCACAGCAGUUGGCUAAUGUGGACGAGAAGCAACCAGAGGAGCAGUCUACAGAGAAGGAGCAGAACUACAAGGUCACCUUGCCUCUAGCUAGCUAUGGAAAUCAGCAAGCUGAUGAGGAGGAUGAUGAAGAUCAAAAUAGUUAUCAGCUGCCCAUACUCCUACCUAGCAGCAGCAGCAGUUCCACUACAUCCACCACGACGACAACAACAACAACCACAGCAUCGCCCACAACAACAACAACCAAGCGACUACAGACACUGAAACCCGUUUCAUAUUAUGUGCAGCCUUCACUGCUCGGUGGCUACAAUCAAUUGGAACCACAGCCACCUAAGCUGCUCGCCUAUAAUGCCAACAGCAACAGCUUGGCACAGCAGCAACAGUUGCUGUCACCAUCGCAGCAACAGCAGCGACCCAUGCACCGACCCGCUUCGCUGACAAAUUUAAUGGCUGCAUCCACGCAAGCAACGCGACCGCCCGUUAAACUCGAGCCUAGUCCACAGAGCUCUCAGGGCUUGGAGGCCUCCACCUCGCGACUAGAUGACGAUGUUUUGUCCUUUGCACGACUUUGCAAUGAAUUGGCGUUUAGCUACUGGAAAUCCAUAACCUCGGAGAAGAUUAGCUCAGCUCGGAGUUUGGUCAUUUCACCAUUCGCGCUGACUUCAAUGUUGUCCAUGGUGUUCCUUGGGGCACGCGGCAGCACCUCGGGUGAAAUGAAUGAAAUACUUAAGCUCGACGAUAUGGUCACCUUUAAUCCACAUUUGAUUUUCCGUAACAUCACCAACUCGGUGGAGCAAUCCUUGGAGCAAGAUAUUGCAACGGCUGCGUUUGUGCGCGAAAUCUUUAGCGAUCGUGCGAACGGCAAAAUUCUGCCCUUCUUCAAGGAGAAGACCCAACAACUGUACGGCGGACACGUGGAAGAGGUUAAUUUCCAUGUGGUCAACGAUAUUGUAAGACGUCGCACGAAUCUACUCGUGAAACGGCAUACCAUGGGCAAGGUCUUGGAGUAUUUGCGCACGAACAGCGUCUGGGUGAACGGGCCAUUGGCCACGGUUUCAGCCAAUCUCUUCCAGACAGAUUGCACGCGAGGUUCGACAACGGAUCGAGAUGGUGAGAUGUUCUUCCAGGUACAUCCGACGGUGCGUCAACGUCGUCUGGUGCCCAUACCCGCGGUGCUCUAUCGCUCCGGCUUCACAGCGGGCUAUGAGCCUAAACUGGAUGCUACUGUUGUAGCCUUUGGACGCAUACAGGAUACGGUGAGCACCAUCUAUGUAAUGCCGGGACAUCAGAGUUCGGUGUCGCCCACAGAUAACUUAGAUCGCUUGGAACGCAAUCUGGUUGAGUUGGCCUUUGGACAGGAUAAUGCGUGGAGCAAUCUGAUGACAUCGCUAAUGGAUCGCCCCGGCAUGGAGGUACAACUGCCCCGCUUCUCGCAUCGUUCCUUCGUCAAUGCCUCGCUGGGACUGCAGAAGAUGGGCCUGAAGGGUCUCUUCAAAUCAGACUUUGCUGACUUGCGCGGGCUCACAGGAAACGGUAAUCGCGAUAUCUUCCUCUCCGACAUGAUACAGAUAAACACGUUCAGCACCUGUGGCGAGGAGAAGAUCUCGGAUCAUCAUCAUGUAGAAAUGUAUCCAGCGCCGCCUCUACGCAAACGCAACAAGGAUGUGGAUGCCACAGACGACGAUGCGUACGAUUCGUCUGAGGCAGUUGUUGACUUUGGUUCGCUGGUCCAAGAAUCGGCUUUGGGUCGUGGCUUCUACGACGACUUACUGGAUCCCAAGUAUUUGGAGCUGCCGUUGCCGCUACGUCCACGUCAAGCACGUGUUCCAGAUGCGCCAAGAUUGCGCUUCGAUAAGCCCUUCCUCUACUUUGUGCGCCACAAUCCAACGGGCAUGAUACUCUUCAUGGGUCGCUUCAAUCCACGUCUGCUGCCAUGAACAAAUAAAAUGCCCCUUCCCCC
Molecule: messenger RNA, 6573 nt
Organism: Drosophila hydei
Lineage: Eukaryota; Metazoa; Arthropoda; Insecta; Diptera; Drosophilidae
Product: mucin-5AC
Exons: 6
Coding region: 17-6550 (2177 amino acids)
Molecular function (GO): serine-type endopeptidase inhibitor activity
Source: RefSeq, a predicted model, not a curated record